Molecule: messenger RNA, 1506 nt
Organism: Lasiodiplodia theobromae
Lineage: Eukaryota; Fungi; Ascomycota; Dothideomycetes; Botryosphaeriales; Botryosphaeriaceae
Product: MFS transporter
Exons: 4
Coding region: 1-1506 (501 amino acids)
Biological process (GO): transmembrane transport; basic amino acid transport
Cellular component (GO): fungal-type vacuole membrane
Molecular function (GO): basic amino acid transmembrane transporter activity
Source: RefSeq, a predicted model, not a curated record
AUGUCUCCCGAAAUACAUGAAUCCGCCCCGUCAGAGACCUCCCCACUCCUGCGGCAGCCCUCAACAUCCUCUCUCUCCAGCAAAUCCUCCCAGACAACCAUCUCAGAUGCUCCCAAUGUCGUCGAAAACACCAAAAUUUCCAUAUCGCGCGGCGUAGUCAUCACCGCCUCGCUUGGCUUGAUCAUCUUUUUGCAGGCAUUUGCACCAACUGUAAAAUGGUUCCUCUUCGGGCGUGCUCUGACAGGUCUGGGCGGUGCGGGGAUUCUUUCGCUUACCAUCAUCAUCGUACUGCAAGUCGGCGGAGAGAAGAAGCGUGGCCUGUUCCUCGGUUGCGUCAACUCAAUUAUCACGACCGGCGUCUCACUUGGUGCCGUAUUGGGCGGGGCGAUCGAGCCAAAUCUUGGUUGGAGGGCCGUCUUCUGGAUGCAAACUCCCCCGAGCAUUCUGGCAGGCAUAGUCGUGUUCCUCAGCAUCCCAUCCCACCUGGGGGCCAGCAAGGGAGAUACCCGGACGCUUAAGGAAAAGGUCUCCCAAAUCGACUAUGCCGGAGCUGCUCUGCUGACUGCCGCCAUCACCACUCUGCUCAUCUCGCUGUCCGGACCUAAGGUUCUCAUCCUUCCGCUCGUUCUUGCGUUCCUCCUGUUCCCCUCCUUCAUCAUCACUGAGCUCUACUUUGCCCGGGACCCCAUCGUCCCCAUAACCCUCCUCAAAUCCCGCGGCACUGCCUUCACCUGCCUCGCAACCCUCGGCUUCAUGAUGUCACGCUGGUCCGUCCUCUUCUACACGCCCGUCUACGCCCUGGGCGUGCGCCUCUGGGCCCCCGCCGCCGCCGGCUCCAUCCUGAUCCCCACCAACCUCGGCUUCGGCACGGGCGGCGUGCUCGCGGGACUUCUGCACAUCCGGCGUGCGGGCUCCUUCUACCUGCCGACGCUGGUGACCAUGUCGCUCUUCCCGCUGACACUGCUCCUGCUCGGCCUGGCCAGCCGCGCGACCACGCCGGCGCCGCUGUACGUGCUGCUCACCUUCCUCAACGGCCUCACCACCGGCGCCGCCAUCAACUACGCCCUCGUCCACGCCCUGCACCUCACCCCAAAACCAACCCACUUCGUCCUCACCUCGCUCGUCGCCACCUUCCGCGGCUUCGCCGGCUCCUUCGGCUCCGCCAUCGGCGGCGGCGUCUUCGCCCGCCUGCUCGCCGACGCCCUCGCCCGCGGCUUCGCGCGCCGCGGCGUGAUUGAGAACAAGACCGAGCUCAUCCGCCGCCUGCUCGGCAGCCCCGCCCUGGUCGCCCGCCUGAGCGGCGUCGACCAGGCCGUCGCCAUCGAGGGCUACGAGUACGCCCUGAGGGGCUUGUUCUUGGCCGCCGUCGGCUUGUCCAUCGUGACGGUUGUCGUGCAGGCAGGGACGGGCUGGCGUGGUUACGGUGAAAGGCAUGAUGAAGAGACUGAGGAGGAGAGGAGGCGGGAGAGGGAAGAGGAAGAGGUCGGGGAGACGACUGCGGCGUAG